Messenger RNA from Sclerotinia borealis F-4128, 1167 nucleotides. Lineage: Eukaryota; Fungi; Ascomycota; Leotiomycetes; Helotiales; Sclerotiniaceae. The record is from the annotation of a GenBank genome assembly.
UUGAACGAAAACUCUGUUUGGUAUGGUGGUCCUCAAGAUCGUACGCCCAAAGACGCGUUUAAGAAUCUAGAACGCCUGCGACAUUUUAUCCGGAGAGGUGAUCAUGCAGAGGCGGAAAAGUUGGUUGAACAGGCAUUCUUUGCCACUCCUCAUAGCCAAAGACAUUACGAACCACUCGGAACCCUCACCUUGGAGCUUAAACACGAUCCAGCGGAAGUGAAAAACUAUUGGAGGGGUCUGGACCUGUCAGCUGCAACUGUGACCACGAAGUACGAGUAUCUUGGAAUUAAAUACAAACGCAGGGCAUUCGCAAGCUAUCCUGACGAUGUAUUGGUCAUUCAAUGGGAGGCGUUAGAGAAAACAGAGUUCACCCUCCGCUUAUCGAGAUACAGUGACCGAGAAUACACUACUGAUGAGUUCGUCGACUCUAUCGAAGCACUAGAUGGAAAUAUUGUUAUGCGUGGGACGCCCGGAGGAGGAAACAGUAAUAGCCUUUGCUGCGUCGUCAGUUUCCGAGAUUUAGUUGGUGAUGGUGCAAUCAAGACUGUAGGGAAUUGUGUUAUAGUCAACUCCUCAAAAGCCAUUAUCGUUGUCUCUGCACAAACAACAUUUCGCCAUGCAGAUCUCGAAGCUACUACCUUGUCUCAAGCAAUUGAUGCCUUGUAUGGGCAUACAGAUCUCUUGAAUAGACAUAUUCAAGCUUACAAUUCAUUAUACGGACGAUUCAAACUUCGUCUUCUCCCUGAUGCUGCCCAUAUACCAACAAACGAGAGAUUGGCGGUCACUCCGGAUCCUGGUUUGAUUGCUUUGUAUGCUAAUUAUGGACGAUAUCUGCUUAUAUCCUGUAGUCGACCGGGACAUAAAGCUCUUCCUGCGAUUUUGCAAGGGCUAUGGAAUCCAUCGUUCCAGCCUGCAUGGGGCUCAAAGUACACAAUUAGUAUCAAUACUCAGAUGAAUUAUUGGCCAGCUAAUGUAUGCAAUCUGAAAGAGUGCGAGGAUCCGUUAUUUGAUCUUCUUGCACGAAUGGCUAAUCGUGGAGAAAAGACUGCUAGAGUUAUGUGUGGCUGCCGGGGAUGGAAAUCUCAUAGUUGUACAGACAUUUGGGCCGAUACAGUCCCUCAAGAUCGGUGGAUGCCGGGUACAAGUAAAUUCUUCCAAAACCCCUGA